Molecule: messenger RNA, 2082 nt
Organism: Punica granatum (pomegranate)
Lineage: Eukaryota; Viridiplantae; Streptophyta; Magnoliopsida; Myrtales; Lythraceae
Source: RefSeq, a predicted model, not a curated record
CUCUGCCCUUUUCCGCUUUUUGUAUCCGUUGAAGCAACGGCCCUCUCUCUCUCUCUCUCUCUCUCUCUGAGCUUCAGAGCUCACUCACCGAUAUCGCAGCGUUUGGUUUUAUAACUCGGACUCCAUAAUUUUCACCUAUUUUUUCUAUUUUCAUUCUCAUUUUUCUCUCUCAUUUCCAUUACUAAACAAACGCUCCCCAACGUUACGCUUCCCCCGCUCUCUCUGUCUCUCGCAAUCCCGAGGAAGCUCAGCUCGCAGUCCCCCACAAGCCCCGUCUCCUCGCCGGAGACAAUGCCUCUUCCCAGCCACCGCCGCUCCACCUCCGAAGUAUCCCUCAGCUCAAAGCCGCCGUUCCUCUCCCCUAAACCACUCCUACUCGCCGGCAUUCUCGUCCUCUGCUUUGCAGCCGCCUCCCUCGCGGCCUUCUUCUUCUGCAUCUGCCGCACCCGGACAUCCAAGAAGCGGAAAGUGCUCGGGAAGCACGGCUCCGGCUCGAUACCCCUGGUCACCAAGGAGAUCGCCGAGAUCGGAGCGAAGGAUCUGGUGGUGAAUGGAGUCAAAGACGAGGUCAGGAUCGGGAUCGCGGAUCUGAAGAAGCAGGGGAAGCGGAACGAGUCAACUGAUGAUGACAGCGAGCCUGCCGGUGCGGCCAGAGGCGGGAAGAGCGGGGAGAGUGAUGGUGCGUCGAGUGGAAGCAAGAGCGAUGCCGCGGCGGAGGCGCAGGGCAACAUCGGCUGGGGGCGGUGGUACAGUCUGCGGGAGCUCGAGGUUGCGACGCGCGGAUUUGCGGAGGAGAAUGUGAUUGGAGAAGGAGGCUACGGCGUCGUGUACCGGGGAGUCCUGACCGAUGGCUCGGUGGUUGCGGUGAAGAACCUUCUCAACAAGAAGGGUCAGGCAGAAAAGGAGUUCAGAGUAGAAGUUGAGGCCAUUGGAAAAGUAAGACACAAAAAUUUGGUGGGUCUAGUUGGCUACUGCGCAGAGGGUCCUCAAAGGAUGCUUGUCUAUGAAUACAUUGAUAAUGGAAAUUUGGAGCAGUGGUUGCAUGGUGAUGUUGGGCCGACCAGUCCUCUUACCUGGGAAAUUAGAAUGAAAAUUGCUGUUGGAACAGCUAAAGGUUUAGCCUAUUUGCAUGAAGGAUUGGAGCCCAAGGUUGUGCAUCGUGAUGUAAAAUCUAGCAAUAUUCUUCUGGAUAGAAAGUGGAAUCCAAAGUUAUCAGAUUUUGGACUGGCAAAGCUGUUGGGAUCAGAGGCAACUCAUGUGACUACACGUGUAAUGGGCACUUUCGGAUACGUCUCACCUGAAUAUGCAAGCACUGGUAUGCUUAAUGAAGGGAGUGACGUUUACAGUUUCGGAGUUCUACUUAUGGAGCUGAUUAGUGGACGGAGUCCUAUCGACUAUUCUAGACCAGCCGGGGAGAUGAACCUGGUCGACUGGUUUAAAUCAAUGGUAGCCAGUCAUCGCGGGGAGGAAAUUGUUGACCCUCUCAUUGCAGUUCAGCCCCCUCCAAGAGCCCUGAAGCGGGUUUUAUUAGUUUGUCUCCGGUGUAUAGAUUUGGAUGCCAGUAAGCGACCAAAGAUGGGUCAAAUUGUUCACAUGCUCGAGACGGAUGAUUUCCCAUUUCGUGCCGAACAUAGAGCAACUCGAGAGAAAGAUCCCCCCCCUUCCCGUGCAGGUGAAUUCAACAAAGUUCCACGUCCUUCCAGGUUUGUUGCCGACAGUCCAGAGGAGAGAUUGCGAUGGAGAUGAUAGCAAAACUCCCUUUUGAGCCAACCCAGCCACCAAGGUCACACAUUAUUUCUGUCAUAUAAGUUUUCCACUAGUCUGAAAUAUAGUUGUGAUUUUUGGAUUGGCAAAUUCGAGUAUAUAUAAUUGAUAGUUCCCUCGUGUAUUGCUUUAGUUCUUCAAUAUAAUAGCUCCUUGUUUAUAAUGUAGCAGUAUUUUACACAUAAACAAGCCGUGUAAAUAUAAUGUCCUCUUAUUGAAGAUGUAUGGAGUGUAUUUCACUUCUCUUGUAAUGGAACACCGAGAACUCCUGCGAUGAAUAUUGCUUUAUGCACCUGAAUAUGACUCUGAACUUUGUCA